UCCGGUUUCCCACUGUCAACACUUGGCUCGAGCGCUGCUGCGGAGCAACGACGAUGUCGGAGCAGGAGUCUCUGAGGUGCUCCAGUGCCAGAAACCGUGGGGGCGUACAGAGGGUCGAAGGAAAACUGCGAGCCAGUGUAGAAAAAGGGGAUUACUAUGAAGCACAUCAGAUGUACAGGACUUUAUUUUUUAGGUACAUGUCACAGGCAAAACAUGCCGAGGCCAGGGAGCUGAUGUAUAAUGGCGCUCUACUCUUCUUCAGCUAUAACCAGCAAAACAGUGCAGCAGACCUGUCCAUGCUGGUACUGGAGGUGCUGGAGAAAUCUGAGGCAAAAGUUGAAGAUGAAAUAUUAGAAAACCUGGCUAAGCUGUUCAGCCUGAUGGACCAGAACUCCCCAGAGAGAGUAGCGUUUGUGUCCAGAGCCUUGAAAUGGUCCACGGGAGGGUCUGGCAAGUUGGGUCACCCAAAACUACAUCAGCUGCUGGCUGUCACCUUGUGGAAAGAGCAAAACUACAGUGAGUCUCGUUACCACUUCCUGCAUUCGUCUGAUGGAGAGGGCUGUGCACAGAUGCUGGUAGAGUAUUCGGCGUCACGAGGCUUCCGUAGCGAGGUCGAUAUGUUUGUGGCGCAGGCCGUCCUACAGUUCCUCUGCUUAAAGAACAAAAACAGCGCUUCCGUGGUGUUCAGCACAUACACAGAGAAACACCCGUCCAUAGAGAAGGGCCCUCCCUUCGUCCAGCCUCUACUAAACUUUAUCUGGUUUCUGCUGCUGGCAGUGGAUGGGGGUAAAUUAACAGUUUUCACAGUGUUAUGUGAGCAAUAUCAACCUUCCCUGAAGAGGGACCCCAUGUAUAAUGAGUAUCUCGACAGAAUAGGACAGGUUUUCUUUGGUGUUCCACCCAAACAGUCCCCAUCAUACGGUGGACUGCUAGGAAACCUGCUGAACAGCCUGAUGGGUUCGGGCGAGGAGGAUGACGCGGCUGAAGAAGCCCAGGAGGACAGCAGCCCCAUAGAGCUGGACUGAGCCCACCCCAGGACAAAGAGAACAAACAAACAAACAAAAAAAGAGGAAGACCACACCGCCUCCUGCCUUCACCUCCACAAUGAGGGCGGGGCGAGGCACUGGUCCGUGUUUUCAGGGGCGUGCUGUUUCCAAAAACCCCUUCCCACCCCAUCCAGUCUAAAAUCAGAACAAGUAUCAAGCCGCCAAAACAUCCUUCUCAGCACUGUCGGAACUUACUGCGCCAAACUGCAAACUCUUCCCGUGUUGAAUUAUUGUUAUUUUAUUUUCAUCAUUAUUUUUGUUAGUUUGGGACUCUUGCUCUCUGUUUAGGAUAUGAUUUUUAAACAAGAGAUUACAAACUGCCCUCUCCCUGUGAAAACCUGCUCCCAAGAGAUGGAAAUGGUUGGAGUCUCCCAGUGGAGAGGAAAGAAUCACACGUGAAACCCCUCUUCAUAAUGUUGAUUAAAUCAUUAUAAGAGGGUUUAGACAACUCACUACAAUUAUCCAACUGUUUUGUUUGCCAGACCGCCACACGGAGCUCCAUCAGAGCCGUGGUGUUACUGCUGUUGGUUUUGUUUAACAACUUUCUCCGUUAAAAGUUUCUUCUUUGAGUAGUAAAUUUAAAUUGUACCUGUAGUCAUGGCCACAGUUCAGUUUCUCAUCUCUUUUGUCCAUUAGCUUUAUGGACAAAAAGACAACAGAGCUCUCUUUAAGUUCUUAUCGUCUUGCACCUUGACUAGCAACCAAACAAACCCUUUCUCCUCAGUGUGUCCUCCAAGGAUCAUAGUGAUGGCUGAAUUACUGCAAACACACAGCUGUCUGAAUACAAAUAUCUCCAUUGUAGAGACCCCACUUUUUAAUUGUGCACUUGCUGAACUUCUGCUGAGCUUGUUUGCAUCUCCAAGUGGAACUUUGUGGAAAAAUCCAAUUUAGGCAUUUAAAAAAAGAAAUUUGUUUGGGUACAGUUGCCAAGUCAUAAACAAUAUCUGCCAAUGAGGUGUUUGAAGCACUUAAGAGUUUGUGUUUUGCUGGUUGUUGUCUCUGGCUGUCUACAUGUGGUUGUGAAAAAUAAAAAGUCAAAGUUGGGGUUACCUGCCAAGUCUGUAAAGUGAUCUUUAUUAGACACUGGAAACCUGUCUCUUGAUUUUCAUGUUUAUAAAAUGCUAAUAUCUAAACCAGCUGGCUAUUUCUGGCUAAGUCUUUUGUUCCAUUGUUUUCCUUUUAUUUCUGUUAAACGAUUCUUGGAGGUGGAUCAGUAGUCCAUCAUCAGUUCAGCCAGUGCACAAUCACAAGUGUGAUUCAUACAAUAACUGUUGUUUUAGUGUUAACGUAAUCAGCGCUCAGAUAACUCACUGCUCGUUCCUCUUGACAGCUUUCUUUUCUUUUCUCACAUCAUUCAGUCUGCAGCUUCUUUUUGUCCUCUUAGUGACAUUCAAUCAGUCCAGGUCUUGUCAGGCUGCUGUUUUAGGAUUUAAAAAAAAAGAAGAAGCCUUAACUGUGCUCCAGAUAAUCCUCAGGGGUCAAAUGCCCCCUGUGAAGUAAAAUUUAAUAAGAAUUUAAUACUAGGAAACUAGGAAAGUCCAGAGGUCUUCCAACAUAGAGUAAUGUUUAUUUACUUCUAUGUAAUUAUCUGUGUGGGACUGCGGAACACCAAAAUGUCCAGUACUAAAUAAGAAAUUAUGAAAUAAAUAAUUGCAUGAAUCAAUAGAGUAAAAUAUAUAAAUGAACCAAUACUGUACAUAGCUUGGUAAAACUCAUCUCAUUUUUGGGGAAUAUUCAUUCAAGUUUCCUAUAUUAAUGAAAAAUGACAUAAAACAUUUCUAUAAUGAAAUAAAAAAGAAUGAAAUAAUUCCAUGAACAUUAGUUGUUUUAAUAACAUUCAAUUACAUCACAGGUUAAUUGGUUCCUUUAAACAUUUUACUCAUUUAGUUACAGGAUUAUUUGUUUCAUAAAAUGCUAGUUUAAUAUUGGCCAUCUUGACAUGCCAUAUGGGACUGGUUGGCUCAAUGUCAUAAUGCUACAGAGGGGCAGAUUGAAUAGUGUAAGUCAAUGUACAAGCUCAGCUGCCAUAAGAAAUUAGAAAAAAAAAUCUAAAAGAAAACUACUAACACUUAUUUAAGUGACUCGGCUUUAACAGUAUUGUGUUUAGUUAUGAAAAGUCCCGUUUCUGAAAGGUGACCGGCUCCAGUUAAACCACUACUGUCUAGGUCUACUGUCUAAAGGGAAAUCCAGGCAAAAUUGACUUUUAGGUUCCUCAGCAGCACACAUUUUCCAAAGACAUUAAUCAGUUAAACAAUAUCACAGAACAUGCACUAGUACUCAUAUCACACAACUUCAUUUUGUUUGACAUGUCAAAGGUGCAGAAAGGAAUAAAACGUCGGAUUAUUUUUUUGCUAACUUGAAAGUCAGUUUUGUUAAAAUUCUCCUUUUAAUUAUCUGGCAGUUAAACAGGUGUGUGACCAGAGACCUAUCUGCGUCAGAGAACAUCACCACAGCUGUUUGCUUUUGUUUUUGAUAAGUGUUUUCCUUUGAGAGCUAAAGGAGAGUGUUUGCGUUUUCGAUGAUUCACUAAUUGAUUAAAUAAACUACAACUGAGAAGAGUUUGAGAAUGUCUUGAAA
Messenger RNA from Siniperca chuatsi (mandarin fish), 3623 nucleotides. It is a transcript of the gene get4, whose product is annotated as guided entry of tail-anchored proteins factor 4. NCBI's taxonomy places the organism in Eukaryota, Metazoa, Chordata, Actinopteri, Centrarchiformes, Sinipercidae. Gene Ontology annotation, cellular component: cytosol; BAT3 complex. Bases 54 to 1025 code for a protein of 323 amino acids. The transcript has 9 exons. The record is from RefSeq and is a predicted model, not a curated record. Gene Ontology annotation, molecular function: protein binding. Gene Ontology annotation, biological process: protein insertion into ER membrane.